Messenger RNA from Brienomyrus brachyistius, 1758 nucleotides. RefSeq names its product NADH:ubiquinone oxidoreductase complex assembly factor 6 (gene ndufaf6). Bases 66 to 1046 code for a protein of 326 amino acids. Lineage: Eukaryota; Metazoa; Chordata; Actinopteri; Osteoglossiformes; Mormyridae. Gene Ontology annotation, cellular component: mitochondrion. Gene Ontology annotation, biological process: biosynthetic process; mitochondrial respiratory chain complex I assembly. The transcript is spliced from 9 exons. The record is from RefSeq and is a predicted model, not a curated record.
GGGAAGGUUUUAGAUGAAACACCAAACGGGAGUCAAAGUUGAAGGGUAUGGCGGCGUGAAGUAACAUGUUUCCCGGCGUCUGCGUUACUCGGGGGGGUUUUGCUCACAGAUGCUCUAAGUUACGUGCUUUUCCCGGUACUGUACGCGCCCCAAGCCCCCUGCAGGUUAACCCUCUCUGGGUAUCGGCCUAUUCAAGCGCCGGCUCGCAACACAACGAAAAAUACUGUCUUGAUAUUGUCAGAACACGGGAUUAUGAUGGCUUCCUGUGCUCCCUGCUGCUCCCCAGCGCCGCCCGGCGGGCAUCCCUGGCACUGCGAGCUUUCAACGUGGAGAUUGCCCAGGUGAAGGACCUGGUUACCCAGAAGAGCACGGGCCUCAUGCGAAUGCAGUUCUGGAGGAUGGCCGUGGAGGACGUGUUCAGAGACAAGCCACCGGAGCAGCCUGUUGGCGCAGAGCUCUGGCUGGCAGUUAAGAAACACAACUUGACUAAACGGUGGUUGCUGAGAAUUAUCAGUGAAAGAGAGAAAGAUCUGGAGGACAAAACGUACCGGAACCUCCAGGAGCUGGAGACGUAUUCUGAGAAUACCUGCUCCGCACUGCUGUACCUCAUUUUGGAGUCUCUGGGUGUGAGGGACGUCCAUGCCGACCACGCUGCCAGUCACAUCGGGAAGGCCCAGGGGGUCGUGACGUGCCUGCGAGCCACACCCUACUACAGCCAGUGGCGUAAGGUCUAUCUUCCCAUGGAACUCUGCAUGCUGCACGGCGCUUCACAGGAGGACUUCAUGCGAGGCAGUCGGGAGCAGAGCGUGAAAGACGUGGUGUAUGACAUCGCCAGCCAAGCCCACGUGCAUCUACAGCACGCUCGAUCGUUCGCCAGAAAUGUACCGACAGCCGCUUUCCCUGCCUUCUUGCAGACGGUCGUGUUAGAGGACUACCUGCAGAGAGUGAGGAAGGUGGACUUUGAUGUCUUUCAUCCCACGUUACAGAAGCGGAACCCUCUGCUUCCCAUCCAACUGUACCUCCGUUCAUGGAAGGCUGUCUACUGAUAUCUCCUGUUGUAUAGAUCAGUGUUUCCCAACCCGGUCCUCGGGGACCCCCAGACAGUUCACCUUUCUGCUCGCUUCCCACCCCCCUGCCAAACAGUGGACAUUUUUGCUGCCUCCUAGCUCUCCACCAGGGGAAAAGAAGCAUCCCCGUGCUCCCUACCAGUCAGUGCAGAUUUUUGCUUGGAGGGAGCAAAAGCAUGGACUGUCUGGGGGUUAGGAAAAACUGGUAUAGAUGUUUGAAUUUAUCUAUCAUUGACCUGUGGAUGUUUAGAAUAUAAUCCCCAGGAUGUGGGUUCCAUCGUCUUCUCUUGUGGUUUUCCUUUGCCUGAAGUGCCCCUCGAUCUUGAGGAUGCUGGGCUGUCCUCGUGGCUUCAGGUAGCCCUACAGAUGGAUGGGCAGUUUUAGUUUUCCCGUUUGUUGGGUCUGCUGGGUCUUGGUUCUCCACAAAGAACGAACCCUUCGACUUACAAAUCAAUGUGCGUUUUCUACCUUUCCUGCAUGUGAGGCCUCUGCGUGAGAUCGCCGGGUAUUUCCUGCUGUUUUCUUGCUUGCUAACCUGAGGGUCACGCUCUUCCCAGGCCUUUCACUCCCUAUCCUCCCACAUCUUGCCGUUCCCUCCAAGUCUUGUACAGAGGCGUCAUUCCCUUUCAUGAUUUCUUGCAACCUAUAGACACUUCAUUCAGUAAAAUAUCAUUCCAUUGCUUGUUUUCUU